Molecule: messenger RNA, 3835 nt
Organism: Passer domesticus (house sparrow)
Lineage: Eukaryota; Metazoa; Chordata; Aves; Passeriformes; Passeridae
Gene: HRK
Product: harakiri, BCL2 interacting protein
Exons: 2
Coding region: 32-286 (84 amino acids)
Biological process (GO): regulation of apoptotic process
Source: RefSeq, a predicted model, not a curated record
UCGGCGGGCUCGGCGGCGAGCGGACGCAGCCAUGUGCCCGUGCGCGCUGCGCGGCCCCCCCGCGCCCUGCAGCCCCUGCGGCCCCGGCCGCGCCGCCCGGCCCGAGGCCGCCGCCCGCCGGGUCGCCGCCCGCCUGCGCCGCCUGGGCGAUGAGCUGGAGCAGCGGCGCAAGGCGCGGGGCCGCGGCCCCUCGGCCGCCCGCCGCCUGGCCGCCGUGGCGGGGCUGCUCUGCGCGCUCACGCCCGCGGCCGCGCUGGCCUGGCUGAUCCGCAGGAGGAGCCUCUAGGGAGAGGGGCGCUGGACGGAGCGGGGAGCAGGCGGGACGCGCAACAGGCUGGAGCAAACCCUGUGCCCUUGGAGAAAAUUGUUUCCCCUUUUCCUCCAGGGAAUCCAGAGCCUGAGCAGCAGCUGUGGAGAGUGGAGAGAAAGAAAGAAGUGGGAGAUGCUGGAAGUGCUUUGGGCGACGUGAGAAGGAGGAUUUGCCCGGAAGGAGCUGUUCAAGGGCCCAGCAGCAAACCAGAGACACAAAACCUGCUUAUAUAUAGAAGAAUGUAACCCCUGUGUAUGCAGACGUGGACGCGUGCAUGCCUUGUGAGAGCGUAAGCGACAUUCCCUGUAGAUGGCUGCUGUGAGCAGCCCUGCUCCUGCAGGCCGAGCCUUGGCACUGCUGCUGGCCCUGCUGGACACCACCCACUGCCCUGCUGGCCCAUUUAUGCAGCAGGAUGAGGAGGAAUCUCUACACCCAGAUUUGUAAUCCUGAGAAUUCCAAUCGUGCCCAGGCGUGGCGGGGAGCGGGUGCGGAGCAGCUCGGACAGCAGUUUGUGUGUGUAAAUAUUCAUGCUCUGGCACCAGGGGAGAGCAGCUUUCCUAUGACUUUAGUUUCUCUGGUGCUACAUUUAAUAUUUGUCUGGGGCUAAACUGCCUCUCUGUGGUGCUACAGUUUCCCCAAGAGGAUGUUCUGAAACGUGGGACAAGGAAAGAUCUAUUUUGGUUAUUGAUAUUUAUACACAAGAUAGCAAAAAAUAAGACUUGUUGAGAAGGUGCUAUUUUUUUUUCUUUCUUUCAAUCUCUGCAGAAACUAAGACAAAACAAGUAAUCUACCCCAGAACUUUAUAAACUCCUUUUCUUUGGAGCAGUUCUUUUUCUUUUUGACAGUGUGGAGCUUGGGAAGCAGCAGGCACUGAGGUGGAAAGGACACAAGAACCUUUCCACUGCAGUGUGCACAUCAAAGUCUGCUAGAGCAGCACUUUCUGCAGCUCCAGAGCUGGGAAUUCUCCUGCAUGGUGAUUUAUUCAGUCCUACCAUGAACCAGGGAAGAGAACUCUUAUCCAAACUGAUCACUAGAGCAGGGGAUAACAGGAGAACUUGGCCUUAGAAGUCAAAGGGCUUUUUUCAGUCUAGUACUGAGCACUUUUUUCCUUGCAGCCAAAACUGCCUGUCAGAUUUCGGGUACCUUCCACAUACAGCAACCUGUGCACAGUUUUUUAGAAACAUUUUUCCUACCUUCAGAUAUUUGCACCAGAAAAUUGACCCUGCCAUGGCAGGGAGGGCAUUUUCAAAGGCAUAAAGGAAUGUUAGAACCCGAUUUUUGAAGGAAAUUUGGCUCCUUGUCUUUUAAAAAUACUUCCCACCCCUCGCCCAGCCCAGGAAGAAGCCGAGUGGCCACUGUGUCCAGUCAGACCCUGCAUUUUCCACUGCUGCAGGAGAAAUGUUUCUAAGCAAUGUGAAAGCUAAAUUCUCCCUUUAUCAAAUAUUCACCGCAGUGUUUUGAGCCCCUGCACACAUUUUCCUGGCUGAUGUUGAUCCAAGUCCAUUCCCAAACAGCAGCAAGGGCUCUGCUGGAAGAGCAGAUUGCUCCUAGUGAGGAGCCUUGCCUGCCUUAGGUGAUGUGCAGUGUUGGGAGGGGUGGUGUAGCUCCAUGUAGUUUGUCUGUCCAUACCUUUGGAGUGGUCUCAGAGCCACAGGACCAGUGAAACAUUUUCCUGCCAUUUUUGGCCUGAUGCUCAGUAAUCCUCAGCAUCCUGAACCCCUUCCCAGCUCAGUCUCCUACAGAAACAAGGACAAAUUCUUCUAACAAAAGGAGGAGCCUCAGCUGAUUCCAGCAGUGCUGCCAGUGCUGGGCAGAGCCUUAAAAAUACCAAUUUCUGGAAACCCCUGGAAUGUGGAGUGAAAUUGUGCCUGUGCAAUUGCACAAGUCCCACCUGAAGCAUGGAUGUGACACUUGGCUGUAGGGGACAGCCCCUGCAGCUCUGCCCUGCACAUCCUCCCCAGCCCUGGGCCGGGGUCACGUCCCUCAGAGGCUCUCCCACAGAUUCCUCACCUUUAUCAGCUCUGAAUGUAAUAAACUUCUCACCUGGAAUAGGCAUUACUCCAUUUUCCCUGUGCACACAGCUGGCACUGCCCUGGCUCUCCUGCUGCCCUGGCUGUUGGGGGCUGCAGCCUUCAGGCUGCUCCCAGUCUUUCAAUUCCCUUGGAACAGCACAGCCAAGGAAAAGGAAAGGAAGUUCUGUCCUCCCCACCUCGGGAGAGCCCCCAGAUCUGUGAUCAGCCCCAGUGCAGGGAUUGGCUGAUCUCCCUCAGUCCCAGCCCUCCAUGGACAGGCUUGUCUGUGAAAAUUCCCAAACCUCAGAGCUCCUCAGGGGCUCCAAACAGUCAGCAAAAAAUGUGAACAGACUUGUCCUGCCCAGCAUGGAACAGCCACAUGGAUGGUGCUUCCGAAAUGGAAACCAGAGCAGGUCUGGUAACCCAAAUCCUGCCUUGUUCCUGGUUUGCUUCACUUUUGUAGUUCCAAACUGGAUGUUUCGCAUGAACUGAGGGUGAAGUUUUGGAGUUUUGUAGCCAGAAUUCCCUGUACAGAACUGGAAUUCCUUGUUGAGGGUAUGGAUUUGUCAAAGCCUUACAUUUUGUGGUGUAAUUGCUAUCCUUGAACGCCUCCAUUUUUUGACAAGGAGUGUUUUUAUCCUUUCUACAAGACCUGCCUUUCCCUUGGUUGGUGUUUGCACGGAAAGGGAAGGGUGCUGUGAACUCCCUGGAAAUUCCCAGUCCCCUGCUGUGGGCAGGAAGCCGGCACAGUUCCCCUCUGGCCCUUUUGUUCUCCCAGCAGUGAGCAAUCCCGGGCUGGGUCAGCUGGGAGGGCCAGGCAGCCCUCUCGGGUUUCAGAGCUCACUCAUGAGCUCAUCACGGCUGGGAGGGAACUCUUCAUGAAUCUUUAAAGCAGUUCUCUGCCAAGACAGCUCCCAGCACAACCUGGAAUUCCCUAUUCCAAGGUAAAAGAGCAGGCUGGUGUGGGCUGCUGCCACCUGCUCCAACUGCUCCUCUGGCCAGUGAGCUGAGCUGCACCAGCAGUGCUGGCUUACCCCAGGGCAGGGCUUCACCCAGGAGCUCCCCAUUCCUUCCUCUUCUCCUGCAGAAUUCUUCUCAGCAGGUAAAAAAGCUGAAAUGGCACCAGGCCUCCUGUCCCACAGCUUGGUGUGCCCAGGAGGGGCAGCACCCAAAGCAGGGGGCUGGCAGUGCCCAGGGGGGAUCCCAUCCUGCUCCUGCUGCAGAGCAGGGAGGCAGCAAUUCCUCCGAGCCAAGCCCAUUGCAAAAGCAAUUCCCUUAAAUUCUUAAACACUUCUUGAAUCAGUUUCAUCUGAUUUGUGAGCCUGUUUUGUUUCUAUAUCACAGGAAAAGUUAUAAAGGUCUCUUAAACCCUCAGCAUGAGCAGAAGCAGCUCCUGCUGCUGAAAUCCAUGACAAACUGAACUGGUUAAACUGGUGCAGUGUCUGUCCACAGCCAGCCUGGAAUGAGGCAUUCCCAGCUGGAAAACUGCUCUGCCCUGUGAGAAAGGGCCCCA